Molecule: messenger RNA, 2991 nt
Organism: Oryzias latipes (Japanese medaka)
Lineage: Eukaryota; Metazoa; Chordata; Actinopteri; Beloniformes; Adrianichthyidae
Product: ubiquitin carboxyl-terminal hydrolase 47-like
Biological process (GO): protein deubiquitination
Cellular component (GO): cytosol; nucleus
Molecular function (GO): cysteine-type deubiquitinase activity
Source: RefSeq, a predicted model, not a curated record
GAAUCUUAAAAAAUAUAUAAAACAUAUGCACAUAUGUUUCUUCACUCUUGACAGUAAUUUCUUUAUUUUUGUGAUUUCUUGAUGUCUAACUGUGCAUUAUUCUGUCAUUUCCCACACACCUUGAAUGCAACACAGGGAGCAGUCAACAUUUUACCUGCUGUGUCAUUUUCACAAAGGCUCCUAUGAUAGAAGGAGCUGCUCUUUUGACAACCGGAUUAAGGGAAAAUGAGAGAACAACACGACGAGUCAACAUGCUUCAUUGGGGAGUUUGUCACAGAUACUCAGUACUUUGGCUUGAAAAACCAGGGAGCAACCUGCUACCUGAACAGCGUUCUGCAGAUUCUCUACAUGACCAAAGACUUCAGAGAAGCUCUGAAAAGAAACUCCUGUGACCCUACAUGUAUAGAUCCUGAACUUGCAGCUUUGUUUGAGAACCUGAAAAAAAGCCUGGCAGAGACAACGGAAAUUACUAAAAAGCUUGGCAUUGAUAGAGUUUAUAAACAAUGUGAUGCAGCUGAGUACAUCGAGAAGAUAUUAGACCUUUGCAAUCAAGAGGCUUCACAGAUCUUCCAGGGAGAAUUGACAGACAGGACUGUGUGUGACAUAUGUGAUGAAAAAACUGAUGAUGUCACUCGGUUCUGGAAUCUGCCUCUUGCAUUGGUGAAGACAGACAUAGAAAAUUACAGUGUGGCGGACGCAAUUGAGAAAUUCUUUAAGAAGUCGUUUUUCAAAGAAGCAUUCCAGCUGUACUGCGAUAAGUGUUGCAGAAAAUGCGAUGCCUCCUCUGGCAUCACGAUCACACGUCAUCCAGAAGUUUUGAUGUUGCUGCUGAAGAGGUUUGAGUUCAACUACACUCACAUGUCAUACGUCAAAAACAACUGCGUUGUGGAUGUGCCUGACACUCUAAACAUACCAGAGGAUCAGAUCUAUGAACUUUAUGCCUUUGUGGAGCACACAGGUAGUCUUCAGUGUGGACAUUACACUGCAACAAUCAAGAGUCAGGAAGAAAAAGACGCCAGAUGGAUUAAAUUCAAUGAUUCUAAUGUGACAGUACUGGACAAACAGCCUUUCAGUGAAGCAAACCAGACACUCAGCUCCAAGAGUGCUUAUCUCCUGUUUUAUAGAAAGAAAAGCAUUGACAACCAAGACGACAGCGAUGAAUCCACUGACAGUGGCCUCCCAUGUGAGCCAUUGUACAACCUUGGUCCAGACGUUGAGCAUGAAUCGAUUGAUAUUCAGCAGGACACUUUACCCAUAAUUUUAAAUCAUGUAAACUAUUAUUCUAUUCUUUUAUAUAUGUUUUUCUUUUUGCUAUUUUUAUUUUACUGUGUGUUUUUCUGGCUAAUCCCUUUUCAAGAGUUCUCCAGAUGGUCUCAUCCAUUAAGCCAUCAAAAUGUUGAGUUCCCCAGUCCACAUUAUUCAGUUUAUAGCAGAAGUCUGUGGAGCUGAAAUGUAUCUUCUUUUACAAUUUUUGAGGCAGAGAAAUCUUUGUGACUUUGAAAAGGUAUCAAAACAUGGGAUUUUACAACUUAUACAUGUGUCUUUUGGUAUAUUUGUUUUAGUUUCAGGCCUUUUGCUGAGCAGUGCAUUUUGCAAAUGAAAGUUUCAGCUUCAUGCCAGCAUUGUUUCAGUUAAAUAACAGAAUUUGCUGCUAUUGCUUUUUCUCCUUGUGAAUAUCACCAACCACCACUGAUCUCAUUUUCACCUCCUCCUGAUGGUCGCUCAGCCCAAUGAGGCUGCAUCUAAUCCCCUCUGACCUCACAUUUUGCUGGACAGACCCGUCCUCUUGCUAUUCCAGCCUGUAGGUAAAGCACCCGUACGGGGGGGUUUGACCCUUACGGGUUGUCUGGGCCCGUGGAGGGUUGUAGAGAGAAACAGCUGCAUCACAAGAGGAGUUCAGAUGUGUCUUGUAGUUCUAUUGUGGCUCCUGCGGCCACCCUAAAGGAUGUCAUGAAAAUGUAACGUACAAUUUUUGUGCGUGUGGUGAAUGUAUUGUGAAGUAUUUGUAAGGAUAAUGUAAGUUAUGCCCACUUACAGGUGAUGCUGUCAUACCUACCCUCAUGCCACGCUAUAGUAGUUACUGACCGUGUGCAAAUGCUGCACACUCGGGGUGUAUAGGUGAUACGUAAGUGCAUGAUGUCCACACACACUAUGCUCUGAUUGUUUAAUUUCCAACAGUUGACAUCUGUGCGUCUUACCUACUUCCCGCUUACUUACUCUUACAUGUUGUCUAAGUGUUCACUACGCUCAGUUGUCGUAGCAUGCCUGUAGAAAAAUGUGCAUGAACAUUUUGUCCACGAGCUCACAGAUCGGUCUACAACCAUUAUUGUGUAUAGGACACCUGCAUACUCUGUAUAGGUUUGCCCAUUUUUCACCCGUAGACAGACCCUAUCCACAAUAAGGCGAGUUGUAGACUUAAGCCUCACUCGGACUCUGUUUUCAUCUUCUUCAGUGCCUAAAGAUUUGCUCUCCUAUUAGAAGUAACUCCAUAUGCCAGAUUGAGCAAUCGGAAACACUGGGAUCUCACAGUAGACAGUCCUCACUAACUUUCUUUUCCACCCUCUUCUGACUUCUGCUACCAGACUGAAUGACAUGGAUUCAGCAGAAUUUUCUACAACAAAGACAAAUACUGAAUCAGUGGUUUUCAGCAGUAUUAGUUUGGAUCCAAGAAUACAGGAUCAUCAAGAUAAUCAAGGACAAAUAGUGCUUUCAUAGAAAAUGCUGAAUAUAGCAAUAAAAUAAUUAAAAUCUCCUUGGUAAAGUGCUGUUUUCUGAUCGUACUUUAGUCAUUUAUCAACUUUUCUACCGUUUUUAUUAAAUAUAUAUCAUUCAUCUGUUCUUUUCAUGAUAUGGAAAGCAGGAGAAUCUGAAUUAAGAUCAGCUAUUUUAACCAUUUUGCAAUUAUUUUUCAUGCAAACUGUCUGUAAUGUAUCAAAAGAAUGCACUUUCUGUAUUAUAAAUCAUAUUUAAAUAAAAAUAAUAAUCAUAAAA